Molecule: messenger RNA, 2003 nt
Organism: Jatropha curcas
Lineage: Eukaryota; Viridiplantae; Streptophyta; Magnoliopsida; Malpighiales; Euphorbiaceae
Product: Pentatricopeptide repeat (PPR-like) superfamily protein
Biological process (GO): RNA modification
Molecular function (GO): RNA binding; protein binding
Source: RefSeq, a predicted model, not a curated record
GGCCCAAAUGAGAUGGGUCACGGGGCCGGUAAGAAGUGUUAAACGAUCAGCAUUAGGAUUAGUAAGCAGUAGACGAAAAUGCAUCUAUGCUAGCUCGUGCGGUUUCAAAAAGUUAGAUAACUCUCUGUUUCGCGGAAUCAUGAUUCAUGUAUUCAUGCCUUUCGCAAUCGCAAGUCUAUGGACAACAAAAGAGUUUUUUUUUUCCCCUGAAAAUGGAAUAAUGCAACCGAUAUGAGCAGAAUCAGGCUAAAUCUGAAAUGGGUUCUUUUAGACUACAUUCGUAGAUGCAACAAUUUGAAAUCUUUCAAGAAAAUUCAUGCCCAGUUAGUUACUUCAGGCAUUGUCCGCAAUGACUUAGUUGUCAAAAGAGUUGUUGACUUUUUUGGAAAAUCUGUCGAUUUUGUUGAUUUCGGAUGUGGUUUUUUGAAACAAUGUGAUUGGCGCGUAAGCUCAUUCCCUUUUAAUAGUUUAAUUUCCAGCUAUGCUGGCAGUGAUAGACCGCAGAUAGCAAUUUUAUGUUAUAGACAAAUAGUGAGAAAUGGAUUUUUGCCUGAUUCGUACACUUUCCCUGCCAUGCUGAAAUCAUGUGCAAUGUUUUUGGGGAUUGGAGAAGGGAUGCAGAUUCAUGGGAUAGUUAUUAAGAUGGGUCUUGUAUGCGAUCUCUAUGUGCAAAACUCGCUUGUUCAUCUAUAUGGUGUUUGUGAUGAUUGUCGUAGUGCUGGCAAAGUGUUUGAUGAGAUGCCUGUGAGAGAUGUGGUGUCUUGGACCAGUAUCAUUGCUGGAUACGCGAGGGCAGGGUUAUUUGAUGAGGCUGUGACCAUGUUUCUGAGCAUGAACGUUGAGCCAAAUACGGCAACGUUUGUUAGUCUGUUAGUUGGUUGUGGGAGAAGCGGGAAUCUGCGUAUGGGGAGAAGGAUUCAUGGAUUGAUAUUUAAGCGCGCGUCAAAGGUAAGUUUGGAGGCCAGCAAUGCCCUUAUGGAUAUGUAUGUAAAGUGUGAGUGUUUGAGUGAGGCCAAGCAAAUAUUUCAUGAGCUUCCUAAGAAAGAUAUUGUUUCUUGGACCAGUAUUAUAAGUGGAUUGGUCCAAUGUCAACGACCCAAGGAAUCGCUAGUGUUAUUUCGCAAGAUGCACAGCUCAGGUAUUGAGCCUGAUGGGGUCAUACUUACCAGUGUGCUUUCAGCUUGUGCCAAUGUUGGUGAUCUGGAUUAUGGCCGAUGGGUACAUGAGUACAUUGAUAGGAGGGCCAUCAAAAGGGAUAUUCAUAUUGGAACUGCUAUGGUUGAUAUGUAUGCAAAGUGUGGCUGCAUAGAGAGGGCACUACAGACCUUCAAUGAAAUGCCCUGUAAGAACAUCUUUACAUGGAAUGCUUUACUGAAUGGAUUGGCAAUGCAUGGACGUGGCUAUGCGGCGCUGAAAUUUUUUGAAGAAAUGGUGGGGGAGGGUAGUACGCCAAAUGAAGUUACAUUUCUAGCCAUUUUGACAGCUUGUUGCCACUCUGGCUUGGUAGAUAAAGGACGGAAAUACUUUAAUCAGAUGAUAAGCCAGCAAUAUAAUCUUUCCCCAAGGUUAGAACACUAUGGAUGCAUGACAGAUUUGCUUUGCAGGGCUGGACUCUUGGAUGAAGCUUUAAUGCUCGUGAGAACUAUGCCUAUGGCACCUGAUGUGCUUAUAUUGGGAGCUCUUCUUAGUGCUUGCAAGGACAAAGGAAUUCUAAAACUCCCUCAAGAUAUACUAGACCACCUCAUAGAGCUUGGGACUGUAGAUAGUGGGCUCUAUGUGCUCCUUUCUAAUAUCUAUGCCUCUAAGCAACGAUGGACUGAUGUGACCAGAAUAAGGAGAUUAAUGCUUGAGAAGGGAAUUAAAAAGUUUCCUGGGUGGAGUGUUAUAGAGGUAGACAGGCAGACUUAUGAGUUUGUUGUUGGAGAUCUUAAGACAUGGUCUUGUUAAAUGUGCGCUUCAAAUUUUAGUUUUUGGCUAAUCAAGUUAAGAUAUUAAUUGAUCUA